This is a messenger RNA of Aspergillus nomiae NRRL 13137, 474 nucleotides long. Its product is annotated as EthD domain-containing protein. NCBI's taxonomy places the organism in Eukaryota, Fungi, Ascomycota, Eurotiomycetes, Eurotiales, Aspergillaceae. The record is from RefSeq and is a predicted model, not a curated record. Bases 1 to 474 code for a protein of 157 amino acids. The transcript has 2 exons. Gene Ontology annotation, molecular function: oxidoreductase activity.
AUGGCCGAGCCCAUCCAGAAGAGACGCCUCCUGCGCAUGACCGUGGCGCACUACCGCCAACCACACGUCAGUGAAGAGGACUUCCAUUGCUGGGUGACUGAGCAACAUGCCGCACGCGCGGCCAAGCUUCACGCCAAGAAUGGGAUCGAGGGAUUUUCGAUCUAUUUCGCCCCGAAGUCCUUCCGGGACAUGACGACACAGUUGAACGCCCAACGGGGCAGCCCCUGGGUGGUCCGCGACUACGACGCCCAGGUCGAGUUUUACUUCCGCGACAUGGAGACAUUCUACAAGGGGGCGUCAGACCCGGAGUUCCAGGUGCUCCAGGCCGAGGAGGAGCCUUUUAUUAGUGGGAUUCAUGCCGAAAUCAGUAUCGGGUGGGUAGAGACCUACGUGAGCGAUGGGAAGGUGGUGAACAUCGGCGAAGAUGGUAAACCCGAAUAUCCAGCCUUUGCGCAGCUCAGUGUGGCGCCCUAG